UAGCUGCUCUAUUACCAAGAAAAAUAACUGAAGAAAUACAAAUAUAUUAAUGAAACUGACGCCGGAGAAAUUAAAACCCCUCUACUGAACUGCCUACCUUUUUAUUUGCAUCCCUAUCACCUGAAAUAACAAUAUACCGUUACUUCUUCCCACUUUCUACAUCUCAAACCAAAUGUUUCUCGCCUAAAUUACUUCAAUGUGUUAUUUGUUGUCAAAGCUGGCCAAAUUUCCAAAAAAGAAAUUAACAAUCAGAAAUAAGAACCUCAAGAUGUUCGCAUCAUUAGACCCCUAACGAAAGCACUUCCUGUCUGCUUUUGUUUGGCUCCACAUGUAGUUUAUGGUGUUAGUGGAAGGAAAGCUUCAGCUAGGCUAAAGGUACAUUCCUUUAUAUCUGGCUUUUGAUAAAUACACAGAGAGCCUCCACAUCAGUGCGUGUAAGUUUGUGUGUAAUUAUAAUAAGUUGAGUGAAAUGUGAUGGAAGUUUUCAGCUAACUUUUUAAGUCACCCUUCCUUUUCUUUUACGUCUCUUUGGCAACCACCGUCAUAAUAAAAGUCAAUUAAUGAUGGGAUGGCUAAUUAUAAAUAGUUCAGGUAAUUAGCAAAUCUCAAAUAAAACCCUUUAUAAUGUGAAUAUUUAUGUUAUUGCUGAAGUUGUAGACAAAAACAACAGCUGUACCUGUUUUCGGCUGCCACAGGCUGAAACUGGUGCUUCCUCGGCGACUUUGUGUCAGUGAUGUUUGUACUUAACACAACUCACCAACAACUUUUGUCCGCACAUGGACCACUGUUUGUUUAGGGGGACAUACCUUUGCAAUUCAAACCACACAAUUUUACAUGAAAGUCGGUCGUUGUUGAUGCAGAAACGUUAAUGGCGGAAUUAGUUUAGGAAUAAGAAGGGAGACAGGCUGGUGUCGUAUAACAACACUCCAUCUGCAUUUACAGCUAUCUGUUAUAAACUUUGAACAGCUUUCUUAUAUAUAUAUGUUCUGUAUUAUGUGGUGGUAUUUGUUUUCAUAGAAGAAAAGUAAUUAUAUAUACACACACACAAAGAAUUUAAACAUUGUUUUCGGGCAUAAUUAGAAGCUUUUAACAUGCCUCUAAGAAAUAGUCAUAUUCAAUUAAUAGAAAAAGAUGUAGUAUAAGAACGUGAGAAAGAUAGAAAGAAAGAAGUGAAGAAAGAUUAAAGAGAGAAAAGAAAGCGAUGCGUGAUUAGGGUAAAAAUAUAGCCAGCAGACGGAGUGUUUAAUGUAAUAAUAGAGGCGUCUGUAACAAGUAAUUGAAAGCUUGUGAGAAAAAUAGGCGGUUCACUCUAUGACAUAUUUAAGAUAGUAAUUAAAAUAAUAAGCUGGUCUAAUUCUGUUGGUUAGUCUAAGUAGACAUUUAGGGAACUAGUUUAUUUAUCCCACUCCCUGCUCCUCCUCCUCCCUGUUGUACUUACUUAACUAACGAGGUCGGGUGUCGAAGAGAUUCGUAUUAGUUGAGCUCUAUGGUAGGCCGGUGUUCUCAAAUCCGUAACAUGUGAAGCUUGCACUUGCUACAGGCGAAACUUUUAUCUAAUGAUUACAUAAUAUGAUCCCAGAGGCAAUCACAGUUGCUCACCAAAGCUUUCUCUGAUUUGUUGGCCUUCAAGUAAUUACCAUAGUUUAUUAGUUAAACCAGUUGGCUUUAAUAAUUCCAACAAUACAUAUUCCCCCACUUCGGCAAAGUAAAUCUUCAGCUUAUUAUUCGCCCGGAUAUUUUAUAAUUUACAUAUAAAUCGUACUUAACACGAGUCAAAGCGAUACCUUCGGGUUAAAUUUAUACAAAGAAAAGAACUUGGGGGGGGAAAAAAUCAAAGUGAUUGUAAUUGUGUCCUCCAUCUAAGAAGGGGAAACGUUUCCCCUUGAGAAGCUCUGAGAGUGAGAGCUACUUUUCUCCCUUAAAGUCUCCCAUACGAUGAAUGUGUGUGAAGUCUGGUUGCUAGUGUCUUUGUACUUGAUAAAAGCGUACUUAGUUGAUGUUGUGGAGUCCGGAGAGAGCUGUGUAUUAGUAAAUACCAAAUGCUACCGGCGAACCGGUUGUAGAAUGGCCCUGCAGAACUUUUUCUACGUUUGCUCUUCAGUAAUUGAAGGUGAAUCGAGAGGGUGUACUGUUGGUUGCAAGCGUGCUCUCAUUUCGUUGUUAAAAACUGAAGACAGAGCUGGCCGUGCUUACAUGAACUGUGAUUGUCGGGACGAUAAGAAAUGCCUGGAACAAAAACGACGCGUCGAGGUGUGCAAAAGCGAUGUCCUAGCAGAAUUGGACAGCGUGGACGAUAACACCACUCGAGUAUCUUGUACCUUAGCUAGAUUCACAUGUGAAGCAGACACUUCCUGCUUUGCGGCUCUUGGAUUUUACACAGAGAACUGCAGACGUUUGAUGAUGGGUGACAAAUGCACACCAAGAUGUAACAACAGCUUGAAUGUGCUACACCAGCAAUUCAAGGCAAGAAAGCUACAGACAUGUAACUGUGAUGGCACCGAGCCCUACGACUGUGAACGCAUUAAAGAAUUUACUGAGGAACUCUGUUAUAAUCGGCCUUAUCAUGUGAAAAACCAUCGGCCACAUCGACCAGACUGUGUUAAUUCAGCAUAUAGCAGAUGUGAUAGUCUCUUAACUAACACCGCAGCCAACCAUCGUUGGUUGUUUUGCUUCGGACAGUUACUCUCUAUAUUAAUAUUACUGCAGAUAAACAGGACGAAUUGGCUAUAGUACACACCAAAAGACACCCAUGUGCAAUUCAUAUUCUUUAUGCAUACAUACAGUGAACACAGCUACCCAACUAUAGUACAUAUAUAUAUAUUCUGCAUAUUGAACGUAGCCAGUGCAUUUAUAGCCAUAUUCAAUGAAGCAAUGUAGGUAUACUAACAAAAUUAGAAUAUUUAAUAUGUACUGUGAAGAUAUUUUGUACUGAACCUACACAAAUA
Molecule: messenger RNA, 2945 nt
Organism: Octopus sinensis (East Asian common octopus)
Lineage: Eukaryota; Metazoa; Mollusca; Cephalopoda; Octopoda; Octopodidae
Product: growth arrest-specific protein 1-like
Exons: 1
Coding region: 1936-2730 (264 amino acids)
Biological process (GO): regulation of cell cycle
Source: RefSeq, a predicted model, not a curated record